CGCGAUGUCUCAGCUGACGAGCACGCCUUUCUUUUGCAACUAGCGGGAUAAGGAGACGGGGAGAAGAAAAAGAGAGAGCAGAGUUGGGCAAGAGCGCGCCUGACUGAGCCCGGCCAGCUACACUGCUGGGAGUGCUGGAGCAUCCCAGCCCAGAUGGGAUCUCAGCAGCGCGUGGACGGAGGAGCUGCUUGCAAGCUGCUCAUUUUCUUCACUGCAUGCAUCUUGCAAGCUACCUGCCAAGAGUGUGACAGUGGGCAAUUUCGUUGUGGGAAUGGCCGCUGUAUUCCUGCAGACUGGAGAUGUGACGGAGCAAGGGACUGUUCAGAUGACACAGAUGAAGCUGGCUGUCCACAUCCCAGCUGUGAAGGAACUCACUUUCAGUGUCACAGUGAUGGCGAAUGCAUCCCUCAGUCAUGGGUAUGUGAUGAUGAAGAAGACUGUGAAGAUGGCUCUGAUGAACAUCAACAGUGUCCCGGGCGAACAUGCUCCAGUCAGCAGUUUACAUGUUCAAAUGGACAGUGCAUCCCAGGACUGUACAGGUGUGAUCGAGUGAAAGACUGCACAGAUGGAACAGAUGAAAGAGGCUGCCAGUACCCAACGUGUGAUCAGCUUUCAUGUUCCAACGGAGCAUGUUUUAAUGCAAGCCAACACUGUGAUGGCAAUGUGGACUGCAGAGAUGCCUCUGAUGAAGCCAACUGUACUCGUGGAUGCUCCAGUAUGCAGUUUCAGUGUGGAAAUGGAGAAUGUAUCCCUCGAGCCUUUGUUUGUGACCAUGAUGAUGACUGUGGAGACAGGAGCGAUGAAAACUCUUGUACAUAUGCAACUUGUAAAGGGAAUUUCUACACUUGCCCAAGUGGUCGCUGUAUUCAUCAGAGCUGGAUAUGUGAUGGAGAUGAUGACUGUGAAGAUAAUGAAGAUGAAAUAGGAUGUGAGAGUGGUCAUCGAGAGUGCUACCCUGGUGAAUGGGCCUGCCCCCUCUCAGGACAAUGCAUUCCAAUUGGUAAAGUCUGUGAUGGAACUCCAGACUGCCCAGCUAGAGAAGAUGAAACAAACAUAACCGCAGGCAGACACUGCAACAUGUCUCGCUGUGCGGCCUUGAGUUGCCAGUACCGCUGUCACUCUUCCCCCUCUGGAGGAGCAUGCUAUUGUCCUGCAGGGUAUAUAAUCAGCAGCAAUGACAGCCGCACCUGCAUUGACUUUGAUGAUUGCACGAUGUGGGGCGUUUGUGACCAAGUGUGUGAAGACCGUGUUGGUCACCAUCAGUGUCGCUGUGCAGAAGGUUAUGUCCUGGAGCAUCACCGCCAUUGCCGAGCCAAUACCUCAUCUGGAGUGGCCUCAGUUAUUUUUUCUAAUGGUCGCGAUUUGCUGAUUGGAGAUGUUCAUGGAAGGAGUUUUCAGACUCUAGUACAAUCCCGGAACCGUGGAGUGGCUGUCGGCGUGGACUUUCAUUUUCAGCUGCGUAGGAUAUUUUGGACAGAUACGGUGCAAGAUAAAGUUUUUUCAGUUGAUAUUGAUGGCUCAGGUAUCCAUGAAGUUUUAAAUGUUUCAGUUGAUGCACCUGAAAACCUUGCUGUGGACUGGAUUAACAACAAGCUAUAUAUAGUGGAAACCAGUGUCAACAGAAUUGAUAUGGUAAAUUUGGAUGGAACUAAUCGUGUAACUCUUAUUGCUGAAAGUUUGGGAAACCCUAGAGGAAUAGCUGUUGAUCCUACUGUUGGUUAUUUAUUUUUCUCAGAUUGGGAUAGUCUCUCUGGUGAUCCUAAAGUGGAAAGAGCCUUCAUGGAUGGAACAAACCGCCUAGAUUUGGUUAAAACAAAAUUAGGCUGGCCUGCUGGGAUAACUUUGGAUAUUGUGUUGAAGAGACUUUACUGGGUGGAUAGCCGAUUUGAUUACAUUGAAACUGUAACUUACGAUGGUCUACUGAGGAGAACAGUAGCUCAUGGAGGCUCGUUAAUUCCACAUCCUUAUGGAAUAAGCCUUUUUGAACACAGUGUAUAUUUUACUGACUGGACAAAGAUGGCGGUGAUGAAAGUGAAUAAAUUUGCGGAUUCUAACCCACAAGUUAUUUAUCAGUCUUCCUUGCGUCCGUACGGAGUGACAGUUUAUCAUGCUCUCAGGCAGCCAUAUGUAAGAAACCCUUGCGGUGGUAAUAAUGGAUGUGAGCAGAUCUGUGUCCUCAGUCACAAAACAGAUAAUGAUGGUCUUGGCUAUCGUUGCAAAUGCACAUUGGGCUUUGACUUGCACACUGAUGGACGACAUUGUAUUGCUGUACAACAGUUUCUGCUCUUCUCAUCCCAGCUAGCUGUGCGCGGAAUCCCAUUCAAUCUUUCCAGCCAGGAAGAUGUGAUCAUUCCUGUGACAGGGACCCCUUCCUAUUUUGUUGGGAUUGACUUCUAUGCCCAGGAGGACACCAUCUUCUAUUCAGAUACCAUUAAGGACAUAAUUUAUAAACAAAAAACUGAUGGGACAGGCAGGGAAAUCCUUGUAGCCAACAGAGUGGAAGCAGUUGAAGACUUGGCUUUUGAUUGGAUCUCCAAGAAUAUCUAUUGGACAGACCCUCCAUAUAGGAGCAUUACUGUCAUGAGGCUGGCAGAUAAAUCAAGACGAGCUAUUGUUCAGAAUUUGAAUAAUCCUCGUUCAAUAGUGGUUCAUCCUGUUAUUGGAUACAUAUUUUGGACAGACUGGUUCCGUCCUGCUAAGAUCAUGAGAGCUUGGAGUGAUGGAUCACAUGCCUUACCAAUUGUGAACACAACACUUGGCUGGCCUAACGGCUUAGCUAUUGAUUGGAGUUCCUUAAGACUUUACUGGGUAGAUGCCUUCUUUGAUAAAAUUGAGCACAGUACCUUUGAUGGAUUAGACAGGAAGUCGCUUGAACGCAUUAAUCAGAUGACACAUCCAUUUGGUCUCACUAUCUUUGGAGGUUAUGCAUACUUUACUGAUUGGAGGCUUGGUGGAAUAGUUCGGGUUCGAAAGUCUGAUGGAGGAGAAAUGACUAUUAUUAGGAGGGGAAUCAAUAAUAUCAUGCAUGUGAAAGCAUAUAAUGCUCAUUCUCAAAUAGGCACUAACUACUGUAAUAGAGCAACAAAUCCCAAUGGAGACUGCAGUCACUUCUGCUUCCCAGUACCUAAUUUUCAGAGGGUUUGUGGCUGCCCCUAUGGAAUGAAGCUGAGUUCUAAUCAGCUGACUUGUGUUGAAGAUCCAUCCAAUGAGCCACCCACUUUACAGUGUGGUUCAUAUUCCUUUUCUUGUGGCAAUGGAAGGUGUGUACCCAGGUACUAUCGAUGUGAUGGUGUGGAUGAUUGCCAUGAUAACAGUGAUGAACAGAACUGUGGGUCCUUAAACAAUUCCUGUGCCGCAUCGGCCUUUACCUGUAGAAGCGGCCAAUGCAUUCCUAGCCGGUGGCGGUGUGAUAAGCAUAAUGACUGUCUUGAUGGUAGUGAUGAAUUUCAGUGUCCCACACAGGGCCCUACCUCAUGCCUUGCUGCCUUGUUCACCUGUGAUAACAGCAAGUGUGUUCCCAGAAUUUGGCUAUGUGAUACAGACAACGACUGUGGUGAUGGAUCAGAUGAAAAAAACUGCACUUUCACGGAGACAUGUGAACCUGGUCAGUUCCAGUGUCCUGAUCACAGGUGCAUUGAUCCAAUUUAUGUGUGUGAUGGUGACAGGGAUUGUAUAGAUGGAGCAGAUGAACAUGAUUGCAUCUACAACUGUAGUUCCAACGAAUUUAAAUGUGCAAGUGGAGACCAGUGUAUCAACAAUUAUUAUCAAUGUGAUGGUGUCUUUGACUGCAAUGAUCACUCAGAUGAGGCUGGUUGUCCUACAAGGCCACCUGGGAUGUGCCAUCAGAAUGAAUUCCAGUGUCAGUCAGAUGGUAACUGUAUCCCUGCCAACUGGGAAUGUGAUGGACACCCUGACUGUGUGGAUGGCUCAGAUGAGCAUCACAGAUGUCCACCAAGGACCUGCCCUCCUUCUCUUUUCCACUGUGAUAAUGGAAACUGCAUCUAUCGUGCUUGGAUCUGUGAUGGUGACAAUGACUGCAGGGAUAUGAGUGAUGAGAGAGACUGUCCCACUCAACCUUUCCGGUGUCUCAGCUGGCAGUGGCAAUGUCCGGGCCACAGCAUAUGUGUAAACCUGAGCAAAGUAUGUGACAAUCUUGCAGAUUGCCCUAAUGGAGCUGAUGAAUCACCCCUGUGCAAUGAGCCUCAGCCAGACCAGGAGAGCUGUUCAGAUAAUAAUGCAGGCUGCACACAUGAAUGCAUUCAAGGCCCCUUUGGAGCUCAGUGUUCUUGUCCCUUUGGAUACCAGCUCACCAAUGACUCCAAAACCUGUGAAGAUAUUAAUGAAUGUGACCCUCCAGGGCUUUGCAGUCAACACUGCCACAAUGAAAGAGGAUCUUCUAGGUGUUACUGUGAUGAAGGUUAUGUGUUAGAGCCCAACGGGAAGAGUUGCAAAGUUGCAGAAUUUGGGAAUCUUCUCUUGCUGGUGGCAAGCCGUAACCAAAUUGUUGUUAACAACAUAACUUCUCAUGCCCAGCACAUUUAUUCUUUGGUUCGAGAUGGAAGGAACAUUGUUGCAGUUGAUUUUGAUUCAGUUACAAAUCGAAUCUUUUGGUCAGAUACCACACAGGAUAAGAUUUGGAGUGCAUAUCAGAAUGGGACAAAUAGAAAAGUAGUGUUUGACAGUGGUGUUACUGUAACAGAAAGCAUCGCAGUGGACUGGGUAGGCCGCAAUCUUUACUGGACAGACUUUGUUCUUGAAACAAUCGAGGUCUCCAGACUUGAUGGGAGCCACAGGACCAUGCUGAUCACUGAGAAUGUAACAAACCCAAGAGGACUAGUGUUAGAUCCCAGAACAGAUGCCCACGUGAUGUUCUGGACAGACUGGGGUCGGAAUCCUCGAAUCGAAAGAGCAAGCAUGGAUGGCACAUUACGAACCACAAUAAUCAGUAAUAAGAUCUAUUGGCCCAAUGGACUUUCCAUUGACUACCCAAACAAGCUGCUGUAUUUUGCAGAUGCUUAUCUUGACUACAUUGAUUUCUGUGAUUAUAAUGGAAACAACAGGCAGCAGGUGGUGGCAAGUGACUUGGUAUUGCAGCAUCCUCAUGCACUCACUCUCUUUGAAGAUUUUGUAUACUGGACUGACCGAUACACUCACCGAGUAAUUCGAGCCAACAAGUGGCAUGGAAGAAAUCAAACAGUUAUGAAUUAUAAUAUUCACCAGCCUCUGGGCAUUGUUGCAGUACAUCCUGUGAAACAGCCUGCUGGUAUCAAUUUUUGCAGCUCAUCCCCCUGUAGCCACCUGUGUUUGCUCUCUUCAUCGGGACCACGGUUUUAUUCUUGUGCCUGCCCUUCUGGAUGGACUCUCUCCCCUGAUAAUGUACACUGCAUGAGAGUUGAAGAUCCAUUCCUUAUAGCUGUAAGAGAUCACAUAAUUUAUGGUAUUUCUCUGAACCCCGAGGAGAAGAGCAAUGACGCCAUGGUUCCAAUAGCAGGAAUGCAGAAUGGAUAUGAUGUUGACUUUGAUGACACAGAACAGAUGAUUUACUGGGUUGAAAAUCCAGGUGAAAUUCAUAGAGUGAAGUCAGAUGGUACAAACAGGACAACAUUUGCUCCAGCAGCUAUUGUUGGUUCCCCUAUGGGCCUGGCUUUAGACUGGAUAUCUGGAAACCUGUAUUACAAUAACCCUGGCACGCAAUCCAUUGAGGUACUGAAGCUCCACAGUGAAGUAAUCUAUCGAAAAACACUAAUAACCAAUGAUGGUACUUCUACAGGAUCUGGAAAACCAGUGGGUAUAACUGUUGAUCCCAUUCGAGGGAAGCUGUAUUGGACAGACCAAGGAACUGACAGCGGGGUCCCAGCAAAGAUUGCCAGUGCAAACAUGGAUGGCUCAGAUAUCAAAACCCUCUUCACUGGUAAUCUAGACCAUGUAGAGUUUAUCACCAUUGAUAUCAAGGAACAAAAGCUGUACUGGCCAGUCACAAGCACUGGAGUGAUUGAACGAGGGAAUGUGGAUGGCAGUAAUCGGAUAACCUUGGUGGUUCACCUCUCUCACCCGUGGGGAGUGGCUGUCUAUGGUGCUUUCCUGUACUAUACUGACCGGGAUUAUGAGGUCAUCGAGAGGGUUGACAAGUCCACUGGAGCAAACAAAGUGGUGUUAAGAGACAACAUUUCAGGACUGAAAUGCCUCCGAGUGUAUUUUCGAGACAAUUCUGCUGGUUCCUCAAAUGGCUGCAGUAACAACAUUGGGAUUUGUCAGCAGCUGUGCCUGCCUGUGCCUGGUGGGCUCUUCUCUUGUGCCUGUGCUACUGGCUUUCAGUUAAACCCUGAUAAUAGGACCUGCUCCCCAUACAGUUCCUUUGUCAUUGUUUCUAUGUUGUCUGCAAUUAAAGGAUUUAGCUUGGAGAUGUCUGACCAUUCUGAAGCAAUGGUCCCUAUGGCAGGAAGAGGGAGAAAUGCGCUACAUGUGGAUGUCCACAUGCCUUCUGGUUUCAUUUACUGGUGUGACUUCAGCAGCAGAAUUCCAUCUCAGAAUGCAAUACGCAAAAUCAAACCAGAUGGCUCUUAUUUUAGAAAUGUCAUCACAGAUGGCAUAGGACUUAAUGGAAUCCGUGGUAUUGCAAUUGAUUGGGUAGCAGGAAAUCUCUAUUUUACCAAUGCAUUCCUGACAGAAACAUUUAUAGAAGUUCUGCGUUUAAAUACUACUUAUCGCCGUGUAUUGCUUAAAACCACUGUGGAUAUGCCAAGGCAUAUUGUAGUGGACCCCAAAAACAGAUACCUCUUUUGGGCAGACUAUGGACAAAACCCCAAAAUAGAACGUGCAUUUCUUGACUGCACUAAUAGGACUGUGCUGGUAUCUGAAGGCAUUGUCACUCCACGUGGUUUAGCUGUAGAUCACACCAAUGGAAACAUUUAUUGGGUGGACGAUUCUUUAGACAUGAUUGCAAGAAUUUCACAUGAUGGUGGAGAGCCUGAAAUAGUCCGCUAUGGCAGCCGUUACCCAACUCCAUAUGGCAUUACUAUUUUUCAAAAUUCUAUGAUUUGGGUGGAUAGAAACUUGAAAAAAAUCUUCCAAGCCAGUAAAGAGCCAGGAAAUACUGAACCACCAACAGUUAUAAGAGAUAACAUCAAUUGGCUGAGGGAUGUUACUGUUUACAACAGUCAUUAUCAGUCAUUGUCAUCUGCUGAUGUCAACAAUAAUCCAUGCCUAGAGAACAAUGGAGGCUGUUCUCAUUUGUGUUUUGCACUUCCUGAUCUGCCUGCACCAAAAUGUGGAUGUGCAUUUGGAUUCCUAGAAAAUGAUGGCAAGAGGUGUUCCAUUUCAACGGAUAACUACCUGAUCUUUGCCUUGGAGAAUGCCCUUAGCAGCAUUCAUCUGGACCCUGAGAAUCAUAGCCCUCCAUUUCGUACAAUGAAUGUAUUAAGAACUGCAGUUGCUCUGGACUAUGACAGCAUGAACAAUGUAAUCUUUUUCACUCAAAGUUCUCCAGCAGGCACAGGAAGAAUCAGUUAUGUUAGUAUCUACUCGGGAACUGGUAUCCCCACUGUAGUGGCAUCAGAUUUGGGAACUCCAGAUGGCAUAGCCUUUGAUUGGAUCAACAAGAGGGUUUAUUACAGUGACUAUCUAAAUCAGACUAUCAAUUCAAUGGCUGUGAAUGGAUCUAAUCGCUCUGUGGUGGCCCGUGUUCCACGACCAAGGGCCAUCAUCUUGGAUCCUUGCCGAGGGUUUAUGUACUGGACUGAUUGGAGCUCCAGUGCUAAGAUAGAACGAGCAACACUAGGAGGGAACUUCAGGACCGCCAUUAUAAGCACCAACUUGGUAUGGCCAAAUGGACUUACACUUGACUAUGAGGAACAGCAGCUUUACUGGGCUGAUGCAAGUUUACAGAGGAUUGAGCGCAGCUCCAUUACAGGUUCAGAUCGUGAAGUUAUUAUUAGCACUGCACUAUAUCCAUUUGCGAUGACCCUUUUUGAUCAGCACAUUUACUGGACCGACUGGAAUACCCAAAGUAUUUACCGAGCCAACAAAUAUGAUGGGUCAGAUCAGAUUGUUAUGCUCUCGAAUCUGCCAUACAGACCAAUGGAUAUUCAUGUUUGGGCCAAAAGCAAGCAACAGCAGUGCACCAAUCCUUGUAACCAGUUUAAUGGCGGUUGUAGUCACAUCUGUGUAUCAGGUCCAACAGGUGCAGAGUGUCAGUGCCCUUCUGAUGGACACUGGUAUUUAGCCAAUAACAACAAACAUUGUAUUGUGGACAAUGGCACCAGGUGUGGAGGAGGAAUCUUCACCUGUCUUAAUGGGCAGUGCAUCUCAGAGCGCUGGAAGUGUGACAACGAUAAUGACUGUGGGGAUAGCAGUGAUGAGCUGGAAAGUGUAUGUGCUUUUCAUACCUGUCAGCCAACAGCUUUCACCUGUGGCAAUGGGCGGUGUGUACGCUACGCUUAUCGCUGUGAUCACUACAAUGACUGUGGAGACAACAGUGACGAGGUGGGCUGCUUGUUCCAAACUUGUGACUCCCACACAGAAUUUACUUGCAAUAAUGGAAGGUGUAUAUCUCUUGAAUACGUCUGCAAUGGUGUAAACAACUGUUAUGAUAAUGGCACCUCAGAUGAGAGAAAUUGCCCUGAACGUACUUGUCAAUCUGGUUAUACAAAAUGUCAGGGCACAAACAUAUGCAUUCCUCGAACAUACCUUUGUGAUGGGGAUAAUGACUGUGGUGACAUGAGUGAUGAGAGCCCUACUCACUGUGUUUCGCUGACUUGCAGCAAUAGUGAAUUUCGUUGCUCAUCUGGCCGUUGCAUUCCUGCUCAUUGGUACUGUGAUCAGGCAAUAGAUUGCACCGACGGCUCAGAUGAGCCUGUCUCUUGUGUUCCCCCUGUGCGGAGCUGUUCAAGUGACCAGUUCAGAUGUGAUGAUGGCAGAUGUAUACCAGCAACAUGGAUCUGUGAUGGUGAUAAUGACUGUGGUGAUAUGAGCGAUGAGGACCAAAGACACAAUUGCGCAAAUCGUAGCUGCUCAGCCUCUGAGUUCACAUGUGUGAACAAUGUACCUCCACUCAGAAGGUGUAUCCCUAGGGCUUGGGUCUGUGAUGGGGAUGCUGACUGCAGUGAUGCUUAUGAUGAACAUCAAAAUUGCACGAGAAGACCAUGCAUGGACAAUGAAUUCACAUGUAGCAAUGGACUAUGCAUCCGUAACACUUACAGGUGUGACCGACGUAAUGACUGUGGUGACAGCAGUGAUGAGAGGGGUUGCAUCUAUCAGCCCUGCCCACAAUAUCAGUUUACCUGUCAAAAUGGCCGCUGCAUCUCAAAAGCCUAUAUAUGUGAUGGAGACAAUGACUGUGGUGAUGAAUCAGAUGAACUGGAGCACCUCUGUGUUACACCAGAAGCAACUUGUUCUCCCCAUUAUUUUAAGUGUGACAAUGGGAACUGCAUUGAAUUGGUCAAAGUCUGUAACCGGGCGGAUGACUGCCUUGAUAAUAGCGAUGAAAAAGGAUGUGGCAUCAAUGAAUGUAACAACACUUCAGUCAGUGGCUGUGACCAUGACUGCACGGACACCCAGACCAGUUUCUACUGCUCAUGUCGUCCUGGAUAUAGACUCAUGUCCAAUAAAAGAUCUUGUGAUGACAUUGAUGAGUGCAGUGUGACACCAUCAGUGUGUAGUCAGAUUUGUGAAAAUACUGUUGGCUCCUACAUCUGUAAGUGUGCAUCAGGCUACAUCCGGGAGCCCGAUGGGAAAAGCUGCCGGCAAAACAGUAACAUCUCACCCUACCUUAUCUUUAGCAACCGCUACUAUCUGAGAAAUCUCACUACAGAUGGCCAGUCGUACUCUCUUAUUUUGCAAGGACUCAGGAAAGUGGUGGCACUGGACUUUGACAGGGUGGAAAAAAGGUUGUACUGGAUUGAUGUCGGCCGGAAGGUCAUUGAAAGAAUGUUUUUCAAUGGAACAAACAAGGAGAUAAUAAUUAAUGAUGGUGUGCCCAAUGGGGAAGGUAUUGCUGUUGACUGGGUUGGCAGAAAACUGUACUGGGUAGAUGCCUCUAGGGACUGCCUCUAUGUUGCUGAGCUUGAUGGCCGGUUCAGAAAAAAGCUAGUUGAUCGGUGUGUGGAUCCCAACAACACCUUCUGUUUUCAGUUCCCUAGAGCUAUUGUUGUUCACCCACAGUAUGGACAGGUCUAUUGGACAGAUUGGGCAGAGCGAGCAUAUAUUGGACGCGCUGGAAUGGAUGGCAAGAACAAGACUGUGAUUAUCUCUGCUAAGUUAGAGUGGCCUAAUGGACUCACCAUAGAUUACACCAACGACAAGCUCUACUGGGCAGACGCCCAUCUAAACUACAUUGAGUAUUCAGACUUAGAUGGCCAACACCGUCACACAGUAUAUGAUGGGACAUUGCCUCAUCCAUUUGCAAUUACAAUAUUUGAGGACACCAUCUACUGGACUGACUGGAACACAAGAACCAUUGAAAAAGGAAAUAAGUACAAUGGAUCAGGCAGGGCUGUGUUGGUAAACACCACUCACAGGCCCUUUGAUAUCCAUGUCUAUCACCCAUACAGGCAGCCAAUUGUAAGUAAUCCUUGUGGGACCAGCAACGGUGGAUGUUCUCAUCUGUGCCUAAUAAAAAGUGGUGGCCACGGUUAUUCCUGUGAAUGUCCAGAUAACUUUAUGGUAGUACAGUUUGGUAACACAGCUCACUGCCUACCAAUGUGUUCCAGCACUCAGUUUCUGUGUGCAGACAGUGAAAGGUGUAUUCCCAUAUGGUGGAAGUGUGAUGGUCAGAGAGAUUGUCGGGAUGGCUCUGAUGAACCUCCCACAUGCCCUCACAGGUACUGCCAAGUCGGGAAGUUCCAGUGCAAUGAUGGCAACUGUACUAGUUCCCAUUACUUGUGUAAUGCCCAGCCUGACUGCCCUGAUGGAUCUGAUGAAGAUCAUGUGCUUUGUGCCAAUCACCAAUGUGAAUCUCAUCAGUGGCAAUGCACUAACAAGCGAUGCAUCCCAGAAACCUGGCAGUGUGACCGAGAGGAUGACUGUGGUGAUAGCUCAGAUGAGGAUGCUUCUCAUUGUGCAAGUAGGACCUGCCCUCCAGGCCAAUUUAAAUGCGACAAUGGCCAUUGCAUCCCCCAGUCCUGGAAAUGUGAUGUGGAUGAUGACUGUGGUGAUAACUCAGAUGAGCCGAUUCAUGAAUGCAUGGGUCCUGCCUAUCGAUGUGAUAACCACACAGAAUUCAGCUGUAGAACCAAUUAUCGUUGUGUCCCAUUCUGGGCUGUAUGCAACGGUCGCAAUGAUUGCAGAGACAACAGCGAUGAACAAGGCUGUGAGGAGAUGACUUGCGAUCCUUUGGGAGAUUUCCGCUGUGAUAAUCAUCGUUGUAUCCCACUGCGAUGGAAGUGUGAUGGGGAUAAUGACUGUGGAGAUGACUCUGAUGAACAAAACUGCAGUCCCCGUGAGUGCACAGAAAGUGAAUAUCGGUGUGAGAACCUGCGUUGCAUUCCUUCUCGGUGGAUCUGUGACCAUGACAACGACUGUGAAGACAAUUCAGAUGAACGGGACUGUGAACUAAGGACUUGCCACCCAGGUUAUUUCCAGUGCAACAGUGGGCACUGUGUUACAGAACGGUUCCGAUGUGAUGGAAGUGCAGAUUGUCUGGAUUUCUCUGAUGAAGCAACUUGCCCCACCCGCUAUCCUAAUGGUACUUACUGUCCACGCACAAUGUUUGAGUGCAAGAACCAUGUCUGUAUUCAGCUGUACUGGAAAUGUGAUGGUGACGAUGACUGUGGAGACAGCUCGGAUGAAGAACUUAACUUAUGCUUGGAUAUUGCUUGCGAGCCACCGUUCCGCUUCCGUUGUGGGAAUAACCGCUGCAUCUACAGCCAUGAGCUGUGCAACAAAGUGGAUGACUGUGGAGAUGGAAGUGAUGAGAAAGAAGAGCACUGUAGAGAACCCACUCCUAAACCUUGCACUACUGAAGAAUUCAAGUGUGGCAAUGGAAACUGCAUCCCACUACACUAUGUAUGUGAUAAUUAUGACGAUUGUGGAGACCACUUUGAUGAAUUAGGCUGCAAUUCUGGAACAGGUAGAACUUGUGCUGAAAAUAUCUGUGAACACAACUGUACCAACUUAAGUGAAGGAGGCUUUAUAUGUACCUGCAGACCUGGAUACAGCCCCAGUGAACUGAACAGAAAUACCUGUGAUGACAUCGAUGAGUGUGAGAUCUUUGGAACUUGCCCCCAAAUUUGUAAGAAUUCCAAAGGAAGUUACGAAUGUUUCUGUGCAGAGGGAUUUAGAUCCGUUGGGGAUUGGCAGGGAAACCAAUGUGCAGCCAAUGGUAACCCGCCAAUUUUACUCCUGCCUGACAAUGUCCGCAUUCGAAAGUAUAAUAUGUCAUCUGAGCAGUACUCUGACUAUAUUGACAAUGAGGAGCACAUCCAAGCCAUAGACUAUCAUUGGGACCCUGAGGGGAUCGGCCUCAGUGUCAUAUAUUACAGCAUUCUGGGGCGCGGUUCAGAGUUUGGUUCCAUCAAACGCGCCUACAUUCCCACAUUUGAAAGCAGUGGAAAUAAUCCUGUGAAAGAAGUUGACUUAAAUCUGAGAUACCUGGUCAGUCCUGUUGGGUUAGCUGUGGACUGGGUUGGGAGGCACCUAUAUUGGACUGAUACUGGGACAAAUCGAAUAGAGGUGGCAAAGCUUGAUGGGAGGUACCGCAAGUGGCUUAUCUACUCUUUGCUUGAUGAACCAGCAGCUAUUGCUGUCAACCCCAAACUUGGGCUGAUGUAUUGGACUGACUGGGGAAGACAACCAAAAAUUGAAAGUGCGUGGAUGGAUGGACAGCAGAGACAAACGUUGGUCUUUCAGGACCUUGGCUGGCCAAGUGGCCUUUCAGUUGAUUAUUUGAACAAUGACAGAAUCUACUGGAGUGAUAUGAAGGAAAACGUAAUUGAAUCUAUGAAAUUUGAUGGAACAGAUAGGAAGACUGUUUUGCAUGGAGUUAGCAGCCCAUACAGCCUUGAUGUGUUCGAAGGUCACCUAUACUGGAUAUCUAAGGAAAGAGGGGAAGUCUGGAAAGAAGAGAAAUUUGGGAAAGGAGAGAAAGUCAAAGUGCUGACUAUAAACCCUUGGCUUACUCAGGUUCGCAUCUAUCACCAACAUAGAUGCAAUCAGUCAGUGUCCAAUCCAUGCAAAGAUGUCUGCAGCCACCUCUGCUUGUUGAGACCUGGAGGAUACACGUGUGCUUGCCCACAGGGAGCUCGUUUUGUAGAAGGCAGCGCCACAGAGUGUGAUGCAGCCAUUGAAUCACCUCCUACGAUGCCACCAGCCUGUAGGUGUAUGUAUGGAGGAACAUGCUAUAUUGAUGAAAGUGAGCUUCCUAAAUGCAAAUGUCCAUAUGGCUACACUGGGAAUUACUGUGAAGCAGGAUUGUUAAAGGGUGUGCCUUCUGGGACAACAGCAGUGGCCGUGUUGCUGACUGUCAUUCUGAUCAUAGUCGUUGGAGCUCUGGCCGUGGGUGGCUUUUUUAAUUACAGACGGACAGGCUCUCUCUUACCUUCACUUCCCAAACUUCCAAGGUAGGUAUUGCAAGGAACAACGAUUGAUCCAAGCCUCAGAAAACACCAGUUAGUUACAACUGUGUUCCCUUUUAAAUCUAAAUAUUUCAAAACAACAAGAGAUCUCAAGGUAUUAUU
This is a messenger RNA of Rhineura floridana, 13670 nucleotides long. RefSeq names its product LDL receptor related protein 2 (gene LRP2). Lineage: Eukaryota; Metazoa; Chordata; Lepidosauria; Squamata; Rhineuridae. The coding region runs from base 154 to 13557 and encodes 4467 amino acids. The transcript is spliced from 75 exons. Gene Ontology annotation, molecular function: calcium ion binding; protein binding. The record is from RefSeq and is a predicted model, not a curated record.